Molecule: messenger RNA, 437 nt
Organism: Oppiella nova
Lineage: Eukaryota; Metazoa; Arthropoda; Arachnida; Sarcoptiformes; Oppiidae
Source: the annotation of a GenBank genome assembly
GCGGAGGCUAUGAGAGCGUCACGUUUUAUACGAACGUCUGAAUGUGUGUGAGAUCUGGAAGUUUCGUAAUUGACUGCAAAAAGACUGCAAUUAUUUUUGAAGCGUUUGCUGUGAACUCAACCAACGAUUACUGAAUUUGUAUUCAUUAUUGUGUUUAUUAUUAGUCAUUGUAUUGAACACUCAAUCCAUUGAUUUGAUUGCCGUUUGUAUCGUAAACCCAUUGGCGACUGAUUAUCCCCGAAAUGGCUGCCACUCGAAGACUACAGAAGGAGCUGCAGGACAUCCGCAAAGCCGGUCUGCGAUCGUUUCGUGACAUCCAAGUGGACGAGCAGAAUAUGCUCACAUGGAUUGGACUCAUUGUUCCGGACAGCAUUCCCUACAAUAAGGGCGCCUUCAGGAUUGAGAUCAACUUUCCCGCUGAGUAUCCGUUCAAACCG